This is a messenger RNA of Glarea lozoyensis ATCC 20868, 483 nucleotides long. RefSeq lists its product as uncharacterized. The transcript is spliced from 2 exons. Lineage: Eukaryota; Fungi; Ascomycota; Leotiomycetes; Helotiales; Helotiaceae. Bases 1 to 483 code for a protein of 160 amino acids. The record is from RefSeq and is a predicted model, not a curated record.
AUGUAUACCAUUACCUUCAUCAGGAGCAUCCUGAGAACCCUUUUCGCAGGCUUGUUGAUCUCUGUGUCGGGUGCAAAAAUCAAUCAAAAGCGCACACCAACGACACACCCAAAGUACACUCCACUAUGCCGUCCUGCCGGGGGGCAACCAUCUUUGGAAGGAAGUAAAAUCGAGAAUUUCAAUGCCAACAUCGCGAAAAUCAACAACCAAACCCUCUCACUUGAAAUUCCACCAAAAUCGUGCGAAGAUAUUCUGUGUACUGUAGAUUCAAAUAUCCAGCUUUGCAAUGAAAAAGAAGACAUGAAAACCGUUGAUAAGGCUGUUCUUCUUGAUAUGUUGGACAGUAUCAGGGCUUACUGUGUGGAUCCGAGAUUUUACGGGCAAGUUUCUGAUGGCAACGGCAUCAAUGUUGUCCACAGCACGAAUUGCAAUUUGACACCAGCUUCACCACGAAGUAUUGCGCUGGAAUUUGAAGACCGUUAA